AUGGCGCCCAAGCCGUCGGUUCGGGGCGAGUAUAUCGAAACAGAAACGGGCAACAAGAUCAGUCGGCGAGCCAGCGUCCUGGGUCCGCGCCACAUCAUCCUCGCCGGGAAAUGCGUGAUUCAGCACGACGUCGUGAUCCACGGGGACCUCGUUCGACCUGCGCAGCCCAAGCCUCCUUCCUCUCAACAACAACAACCGCAGCAGCCGGCGCCGGCGCCGGGGGGUGACCAGAAGUCAUCGUCGGCGACAACAACAACGCAAGAUCAAACCUCGAUCCACCUGGGCCGCUACGUCUUCAUCAGCCCCGGCUGCACGCUGCACCCGCCUUCGCGGCUCACGACCGUGGCCAACCCCAACAGCGGAGAACCGCAACAGACCAUGACCUACUUCAUGCUCCGGAUCUCCGACUACGUCUACAUCGGCCCCAACACGCACGUCCGCGCCGCCGAGAUCCGGAGCAACGUCUGGAUCGGCGCCAACUGCACCAUCGGGAACAUGGUCAUGAUCAAGGACAACGUCAAGAUCCUCGAUGGCACGGUGCUGCCCGCGAAUACCGUCUGGGCUGGCGGCACGGUCAUCGCGGGUCGGCCGGGCAGAGUCGUCGGAGAGAUCGGUGAAGGCUGGGCGGCCGGUGGGAGCAGCGGUGCCGGCUCGACCGUGGAUGAAGGCGUCGGGGUCAAGAGUCGAGAGAGAUGGGCCGCCGUGGGGAAUAAGAGGUGA
Molecule: messenger RNA, 720 nt
Organism: Fonsecaea multimorphosa CBS 102226
Lineage: Eukaryota; Fungi; Ascomycota; Eurotiomycetes; Chaetothyriales; Herpotrichiellaceae
Exons: 2
Coding region: 1-720 (239 amino acids)
Source: RefSeq, a predicted model, not a curated record